AUCUUAGCGAUUAUUAUUAACGGCUAAAUUAAAAAAACGUAAACACAAACAGAUUAUUUCGUAUCAAUAUGAAAACAUUAACAACGACUAUAACGUCAGAGGAGAAACGAAAUAAGCAUAGGAAUAAAUCCAACUAUGAGAAGAAAACGAAGUAUAGAACUGAGGAUACCGUUAAAAUUGAUCAGGAAGUUAUAACCGAUAGUGUAAAAAACGAAACUCCAAGAAAGAUUAAAACGGUAUCCGAAGAACAACGAAAAAUAUUUCUCUCUACUAUUGAUCCUUUCGAUGCUCCUUUGAAAUGGUGGGAAAAAGAACACGUAAAAUAUGCAAUAAAUUAUCCACCGGUGAAAUCUCGUUUAGAGAAAGUAAUGGGGACUCAUAUCGUGCGUCUAACCGAUCGUAAAUACAUGUCACUGCUCGCGAUUAAGCUCCUCGAAGAUCAUGUAAAACAACAGAAAACUCGUAUCAAAAGGAGAAAGUUAUCGCCACCACUGAUUAUAUCCCGAUUGUUAGAACUAUCUUAUAAAACGCUAAAAGAAAAGAUGAAGCAACCUAAAUUCACUAAAUUAAAACUCUAUGUGUGAUAAAGGAUCGUAAUUAUCAUCGCCGUUUAUCCAACAUGAAAUAUGUAUGUAUAACGU
Ceratina calcarata is the source of this 641-nucleotide messenger RNA. RefSeq lists its product as uncharacterized. Bases 69 to 584 code for a protein of 171 amino acids. Lineage: Eukaryota; Metazoa; Arthropoda; Insecta; Hymenoptera; Apidae. The transcript is spliced from 2 exons. The record is from RefSeq and is a predicted model, not a curated record.